Molecule: messenger RNA, 5921 nt
Organism: Peromyscus maniculatus bairdii (prairie deer mouse)
Lineage: Eukaryota; Metazoa; Chordata; Mammalia; Rodentia; Cricetidae
Product: spermatogenesis-associated protein 31E1-like
Source: RefSeq, a predicted model, not a curated record
CACUGAGUCUGAAGGAGACAGAAACUGCUUCAGGUUCCCACAGAUAAGAAGAUUGAACGUUAUAAUGACGUCAGCUCUUCCCUCCUUGCUAUAUAGAUUCAGUGUAAAAAAUUCCACUGUUGUGAUGGUUUGAAUGAGGAUGGCCCCGUAAGCUCAUGUAUUUGUAUGCUUGGUCCCCAGCUGGUAGAACUGUUCUCUCUGCUGGGUCUUGUUUUGGUCCAGUAUUUCCUUACUACACUCUUUCCUCCCUUUUGGAAUCGAAAUAUACAUUCUGUGAGAUUAUAUGUUGAAACAUGUAAUUUGAGUUUUGCUUUAAUAGGAGGUUACAAUUAAAAGAUUGCCUUGAGUCUCAGAAGAGAUUUUGGACUUUGAAAUAGUGUUGAGGCUAUAAAGACUAUGGGGACUUUUGAAGUUUGACUAAGUCAAUUUUGCUAUGAUAUCACUAUAAGCCUAUGGAGGGCCAGAAAGUGGAAUAGAGUGGUUUAAAUAAACUUCCAGAGGCUCAUAUAUUUGAGUGCUUGGUGUCUAGUUGGUGGAACUGUUUGGGACGGAUCAGGGGGUGUGGCCUUUUGGAGGAGGUAAGCCACUGGAGGUGGCUUGGAGGUUUUAAAAGUCCAAGAACAUGGACAAGCCUCUCUGUGGAGGUAGGGGAGGUACAGAACAUGGAUAAGCCUCUAUUUCUGACAGAGUGUGCAGGUGAAAUUGAUUAUAGAAACUGAAGGCUGUGGAGGAUGGGGAACCUGUGAAGGUUGGAGAAUGGAGAGUUACUGUUGUGUCACCUCUUCCUACCUCCCCUCCCCCACUCAGGAGCCCUUUGUGACAGGGAGACAGGGGCUCUGUGAUGUAGGCUGGACCCAGCUGAAACUCCCAGAGAGAACUCUCAGCAUUCAGGUGCCUGAGAGCAACAGUGCUAUACAGAUGGAGAAUUUUCUGUUCCUUCUGGAAAGCAUAGACACUUCAUGGCUGACCCCCAGCUUCACUACUUGGGCAAUGGACAUGAUCCUUGCCUUUGUGUGUGGGCUGGGGCUCUUCCACCUAUUACUCUUCUUCCACCUUGACUCACCCUCACCUCCACCAAUGGAAAACACCACCACCCAAAAGGUGAAGAGGGAGUACAGCAAGGUCAGGAAGAAAAUCAGGACCGUGAAAGCUUACAGAGGCAGCAGGAAGAAACCCAAGGGGGACAAGGUACUGGUUUCCCUUCUGCACAGCAUGCUAGAGAGGCUUGUCGAUACCAUCAGCUGUUGCCAGCUCUUAGGACAAGAUGCCUCGGGUGAAGCGUCUAAGCCAGAAGCUGCCAAAGCCCACCUGCCACCUAGUCAGCCCACAGAGAAGUCUGUGGCCACCAGUUUGUCCCUGGCGGUUUCCUCUGUUCCUCUCAAAGAUUCUAAAAUCUCGUCACCUGUCCUGCUGGAUUCCUCAGCUUCUACUGAGUCCCAGUUUUCUGGGAGUGCCUCUCAGCCACCAGAGACCUUGACUCCUGGAAGACGUUAUUCACCACCACUGGCAUCUUCCCACCCAUCUCAUCCUCCUGAUCCUGUGGCUUGUCCUCCACCCAUGCCAGAUCCCAGCACAAAGGCUCCUUGGUGUGACUGGAAAACUCUGGGGACCUCACAGAGCACACCUCUGCCAGGUUUGCCUUCUCCAAUCCCAACCACUGCAGGGAUUGACCAUUCAAGGAAGCCUACUUCCACCACGCCAGGCCUUGACCACUCAAUCAGGCCUACCUCUACAACCACAGGCCUUGACCAUUCAAUCAGGCCUACCUCUACCACCCCAGGCCUUGACCACUCAAUCAGGCCUACCUCUACCACCCCAGGCCUUGACCACUCAAUCAGGCCUACCCUUGACCACUCAAUCAGGCCUACCUCUACCACCCCAGGCCUUGACCACUCAAUGAGGCCUACCUCCACUACCCCAGGCCUUGACCAAACAAGGAAGCCUAGCUCUACCAAGCUAGGCCUUCACCAAUCAAGCUGGCCCACCUCUACCACCCCAGGCCUUGACCACUCAAUGAAGCCUACCUCUACUACCUCAGGCCUUGACCAAACAAGGAAGCCUACCUCUACAAAGCUAGGCCUUUACCAAUCAUGCUGGCCUACCUCCACUACACCAGGCUUUGACCACUCAAUCAGGCCAACCUCAGCCAUCCCAGGCCUUGACCACUCAAGCAGGGGGAUCUCAACCACCCCAGAUCUUGACCUCUCAACCUGGCCUACCUCAAAUACUCCACGCCUUAACCAUUCAAGGAGUGAGACCUCCACCACCCCAGGCCUUGACCACUCAAGUAGGCCCACAACAACUACUCCAGGCCUUAACUACUCAAGCAGGCCUAUUUCAACCUCCCCAGGCCUUGACAACUCAAGCAGGGGGACUUCUACCACUCCAGGCCUUGACCACUCAAGCAGGCCUACCUCAACCACCCCAGGCCUUAACCAUUCAAGCAGUGGGACCUCCAUCAGCCCAUGCCUUGACCACUCAAGCAGGCCUACCUCAACCACCCAAGGCCUUAACCAUUCAAGCAGAGGUACUUAUACCUCUCCAGGCCUUGACCACUCAAGCAGGCCUACCUCAACCACCCCAGGUCUGGAACAUUCCAGCAGGUCUUCCUCAAAUAUGCCAAGUCUUGACCACUCAAGCAGGCCUAAUUCAACCACCCCAGGCCUUAAACAGUUAAGCAGGCCUACCUCUACCAAUCCAGGCCUUGACCUCUCAAGUAGGCCUACCUCAGGCCCUUCCUGGUACCAGGUAGCUGCCAAAACCUGGUGCUGCUCCAACUCACCACAUGGUGAAUCCUCAAAAGACCAUCUGUUUCUCAGCCUCCAAAAGGCCUCGUUCUGGACAGGCCCCACAUACAUGCAGAUAGACACUGAGAAGCCCUCUUUCAUCAACCCUGAUAUCCAGGAGAGGCUGGAAUUUGAGAUUCAAAAGAGGGUUGAACUAAAAGUUUGGAAGGGGAAAGGCAAAGACAGGUGUGACCAUGCCCUGGGAUAUAUGGACAAUAUGCUGCAGUCCUGGAGCAGCCAGCAGGCCACCACCAGAACCUGCAAAUCAGAGCAAUUUACAGGUCAUCAGCAGUUCUUUUACAAGAAAUACAGUCAGCUUUUCUGGGGCCUCCCCUUUCUCCACAGUGAGUCCCUUGUGGUUACUGUCAACAUGGCAGGGUCCCUACCAGAGCCCCCCUCCAUCUUAUUCAAUGGACUCUCUACUUACAUCCCAACAUUAUAUCAGACUAAUGUAAAUCCACAGCUUUUUUCUCUAAAGCCCUUGCUUCAACAUUUGGUCAAAACCCAACCUUUGACUCCAAAGUUAUCCAGGUCCCAAUCUCCACCAGUGGCUGGAAUCCAAACCCAGGGCUGUGACGCAUCCUCUCUCACAAAGCUACCACACCAUUCACCUCCAACCAGGGAUUAUGGGGCUUCUCGACCUAGAGCUUCAAGAGUCCAAUUUAUGAUCCCACCUGCUGCUCAACACCUAGAGCGCCACCUUUUGAAGAAGCACCAAGAGAGUAAGUGUGAUUUACCCCCCAUAGUUAAGAGGUCACAGGAAGCAUUUCAUCAACUCAAUUCUAACAGUUGGGCCUCCCAGGGAAAGGGUUCUGUUGACCACCUCCCGGGGAAUUUCAUUAACCCCGGGCUUCAGCAGCAGCUGGAACAAAACUUAAAAAAGACUGACACACAACGGCCAUGCCCCCACAAGGUCCAGUUAUCUCUUGAUCCGAGAAAGUCUCAGGACAAACUCCCAGGGAUGGGUCAGGCAAAAGUUAACCACGGGACCUCAUGUUCAUCAGCACUGGGAGAUGAAAGCAGUCUUCAUGCACAAAGUAUCUCAUCACAGGGUCUAGAAAUAUUCCAAAUAUGGAAGGACCCAAGCACGUAUCUGACAAACUGUCUUGGAAGAGCUCUGAACAAUCUGUACAGGACCCCAGAAGAUUACCUAGGAGAAGUUCUCGGGGCUAUCUCUGAGACAGAGACAGAAAGUGUCCACAUGAGACACCUGAGAAGUGACACUCGAAGUGUUUCCCCAGUGGGACCAGGAACGAAGUUACUAAAAGGUACCCCCUCAAAAGACUCAAGCAGCAAGUGGAGGCAUGCCCAGGACAGUAAGGUGCAUGUGGGAAUUUGUCAUGCAGUAUGUAUGGACCAUGCAUUGGCCCCUCCUGAAAACUUGAAUGAUUGUACCACCUACAGGAAAACUUCUGGUGGGCCUUCCUUCCUAGAUCCUGGCACUCAGAAGGUGCUGGAAACACAUCUUACAAGACGUCUGGUGAGGCACAGAUGGAGCCUGCCCCUCAUAGGCCUCAAGGCUAUCCAUGUUCUCAACAAGACCAAGGCUACAGCUGUGCCCUUUCCACAGCCCUCUGAAUCUUCUUUGUCCUUCUGGGAUUCUAGUGAUGACUCCAUUGUCAAAAAGGCCAGUGUCCUGGGAGAACCUUUUCAGAAAGGCCCAGAAGAGAAAAUGAAAACAACUUCCACACAGAACCCUCCUUCUGCCUCCCAGCUGGGAUUCCUGAGAGAGACUCCACCUAGAGACAAUUCUGGACCCUCUGAGGCCCCUACAACUGUCAAGGGAGACAAUAUGACUUCUCUGUCCACCUCACAAAGUCUCGUGGGCAGAGACUGGCACAAUGAUAGGGUUCUUAGAUCUUGGACAGGCAACCCAGAGUCAAACCCAAGCCUAGUGAAGGGUGCACAUGAGUCACAGGAGAAGGAGCGUCUGAUUUUAAGCAAUACCUACAAUUGGGUGUCAGUUCGGGAGAUCAGUGUGACAUCCCAGUCACCAAGUAGCAGGGAUACCAGGGAACUUAAGAAGGCGGAGGAGGAACAGUCUUGUGACUGGGCAGUCAUUAUGGAAGCUGGGGAGAUGGCCAACUCUGAAAGCAACCAUCAAUAUCUAAGGGAUUCAGAAUCACUGGAGCCCAGUGAAAGUCCAUCCCCUUCUACCCAGGAUCCAGAAGACUCAGGCCUGAGCACACUUCACUGCUCGUCCCCUGGUGUUGCCCUGCAGGACUGUGCUACUGAAUCAUUCUUUAAAGACUGUGCCCCUGAGAUUCUCCUUGCUGCAGAUAUCCUGGCCUCCAGAGCCUCGCAGUCCAGCUUCAAGAAUGUGCCUGCUACAAGCAAGUCAACCUACCAGGACAGGCACCCUUUCUUAAGAGAAGGGGAUAUGCCUAAGAUUUCUAAACCACAGGAACCAUGGCCUAGCCAUAUCUUUGUUCCAACUGACAAAAAACAAUGUCAAAGUCCCAGGCAGGACGCAUGUCUUUCAGGUAUGAGGCCUGUCCAAACCUACAGGUCAAAUACUAAAAAUUGCAGUUCUUCCCAAGAAACAGGGAAGUUUGGGGACAGGAUAAAAAACUUUAUAAGGUCAAUUUUCAACCCCAAAGCCAAAUUACAAGAGAACUCCCUGGAAAAAAUCAAGGCUUUUCCAGCCACAACCCAAAGCCAAGGGUCAGUCCUGAGUAGAUUAUUCAUGGCCCGACAGGUUGCUGAAGCACAGGAUCUCAUGACCUCUGUUGGAUGGAUUCUAGAGGAAAAGUUGGGGGUUCACCAUUGGUGUGCUCCCUCAAAGAAAAAUUUGCACCAAGAACCACCCCAAGCCCAAGUGAGUAGGCAUGUCUGCCACCACAGGAUUCCUAUUGCAGAAACAAUACAAGGAACAACAAGGAAACAAUACAGUAGCUGUGUUCACCAAGCCAACCCCAAGGUACACAGCCAACCUUCACAAAGCCAACCUUCUACAGACAAAUGGAUGUCCUAUGGUAACUGGGCCCAGGUGUCCAGAGAACCUGGGUCCCGACCCAGGCCCUAUCAGCACAGAGCACAGGCACCACGUGUCCCACGGAACCCUGUCCACUGUCCUAGGCACUGCCCCUACAGAAGUGGACUAUAGAAAGUAAUUAAACACUUUUCCCCAAAAGA